Molecule: messenger RNA, 1371 nt
Organism: Linnemannia hyalina
Lineage: Eukaryota; Fungi; Mortierellomycota; Mortierellomycetes; Mortierellales; Mortierellaceae
Source: the annotation of a GenBank genome assembly
AUGACCACCAACGAAAAACCAACGGUUCUUAUUGUCGGAGCGGGCCUGGGAGGUCUUUUGCUCGGAGUUCUCCUCGAAAAGUCGGGUGUUCCUUACACCAUUUUUGAGCGAGCCGCCACCGUCAAGCCAUUGGGUUCUGCUUUGGCCGUCGGCCCUACUCUUCUCCCUGUCUUCCAGCAAAUCGGGAUCUAUGAUGACAUCGUCGCCGCUGGCAAGUAUCUGACCCACACGACGGGCUACAAGGAGUCACUGGAAGUCAUGAAAGCGACCGACUACAGGCCAGUCAAGGAGUUCACCGGCUAUGGAAACUACAUUAUUGCUCGUCCUGCGUUCUAUGACAUCAUGCUCAGGCAGGUCCCAGCCCACAAGAUCCAUUUUGGUCAUCGCGUUCUGAACAUCUCUGAGGAGGAUGGCAAGGUUACCGUUCACCUCUCCAACAACCAAACCUACGAGGGCGAUAUCAUUGUUGGCGCAGACGGAGCCUACAGCGCAGUUCGUCAGCGCAUGUACGAACAAUUGAGAGCUAAGAACCUUCUUCCAAAAGAGGAUCAGGAGGACCUUCCCUUCAGCUGCACUUGUUUGGUCGGACAGACCAAAGUCCUCGAUCCGGAAGAGUUCCCUAUUGUCAAGGAAGUACACUGUCAGUUCCGCGCAUUUCUUGGAGAAGACAAGCCAUACACUUGGGGGUUCAUGACGACAGCCAGUGGAACAUUGACCUGGAGCGUCAUCCAUCAUUUGAACGAAACAACAAGCAAAGCGGCCAUGGAACAACGGUUUAUGAACAACGACAACGCAGAAUGGGGCAACCACGCCGCUGCGGCCAUGUGUGAUGAGACUCGGGAUUUCCCUCUCCAACUCGACGAUGGGAAGAAACGCACAAUGGGUGACCUCUACGACUUGACCAACAAAGAUUAUAUCUCCAAGGUCAUGCUGGAGGAUAAGGUCUUCACGACUUGGCACCAUGGCCGAUAUGUCCUGAUGGGAGAUGGUGCAGUGACAGCGAUGCACGAUGCUAUCGCGCUCGCCAACUUACUCUACGCCAUGCCUACUGCUACAUCGAGCGACAUUACCAGGAUCUUUGAAGAGUACCAGGAGGAGCGAUACCCUGCUGUCAUGGUAUCCUACAAGAACAGCCAGCUCAUGGGAAAGAGACUGGACAAAGGAAUCACAGGGGCCAUUUUCCUGUUCCUCCUCACACAUUUACCUAUGUGGCUCUGGAGGAUCGUGCUAUCAAAGACAGUUCAACACCGACCUCAAAUUGGGUUCUUGGAGGCUGUUCCUUAUAUGGGUACAGUAGCCCCCACCGUGUCCCCCAGCGAACAAAAGGCCAGAGCGGCUUUUGAGAAGCAACAGCCGGCCGCCUCCGUCUAA